AUCGGAUUAUAUCAAGAUAAGACGUUAUUUAUACCACAAGCAAGGCAUAUAAAUUUUUAUUUCAGGCAAACUGCAUCAAGUGAAAGAAAAUAGCUGCAAAAUUGAACAGAAUGAUACCCAAAGUGGUAAUUUUAAUCUGGUUCGUGGUGUUUUGCGGACUAGUAAGCCAAGUAUAUGGAGACGAAGACGAUUGUGGUGCUGACACUGACCUUAGCCUAACGAACGUCAGGUUCAUAUUCUCAGACGACGACGUCGCUGUCAGAUGGAGCCUCAGGACUCCAACGAAUUGUUCCAUCGAAUAUCACGUGGUUGUUCGAGACAGCGAAUUAGGCGUAAUUCGAGAUGAAUAUUUAGAAGAACAGUCCGUUCUGCUGGAUGCCAUGUCGCCUUGCAUCGGGUACAAUGUGAGUCUUAGGGCCGUUAACAAAGCGAUUCCAUCCGCAGAAGGACCACCCCUUACAACUUCCUCCCAAUUUGACUCAAGAGCUCAAAUUGCGCCUCUUCUAAAAUCGCUGCAGGUACAGUCGACGUCUAUCAACACGACUUGGUUAUUAGAAGGAGAUAGAAAUAGAUGCCCCUUAAAAAACUUCUACGUCAAUGGUGGGGACAUUUUUAACUUUUUGAUACCUCUGGAGGAUUUGGUUAAUCGGAGUGUUGUUCCUGCGGAAGUCAAGUCUCUCCAACCCAACACCAUGUACCAUUUCCAAGUUUCUGUGGAAAAUUCAGGAGGAUGGUCUCCUCCUUAUCAGAUAGCUGUGCAGACUCUUCCUGAAUAAUAAUAAAAACAAAACUUUUUCCUGGCUAUAUUUUACAAACUUACAACUAAUACAAAUUGUGCAAAAGAAAAAUAAAUCCAUAUUUCCAAAGCCA
Anoplophora glabripennis (Asian longhorned beetle) is the source of this 870-nucleotide messenger RNA. RefSeq lists its product as uncharacterized. Lineage: Eukaryota; Metazoa; Arthropoda; Insecta; Coleoptera; Cerambycidae. Gene Ontology annotation, molecular function: protein binding. The record is from RefSeq and is a predicted model, not a curated record. Bases 111 to 776 code for a protein of 221 amino acids. The transcript is spliced from 3 exons.